This is a messenger RNA of Gadus chalcogrammus (walleye pollock), 4828 nucleotides long. RefSeq names its product paxillin b (gene pxnb). The record is from RefSeq and is a predicted model, not a curated record. Lineage: Eukaryota; Metazoa; Chordata; Actinopteri; Gadiformes; Gadidae. Bases 275 to 2512 code for a protein of 745 amino acids. Gene Ontology annotation, biological process: transforming growth factor beta receptor signaling pathway; endothelial cell migration; substrate adhesion-dependent cell spreading. The transcript is spliced from 7 exons.
GAAUACUGAAAACUCUAAACCAAUUCUCUCGUAUCGAUAACAUCUUCUCUAGUGUUUCAUACUUUUCCUUCAUGUUUGUUUCAAACUGUUCCCUGGUUUCUCUUAACCCUUUGCUCUUCUCUGUUUCUAGCCUAGUUCUUUGGGCCCUGGGCUAGAUCAAACGGGGGCCUUUCCCUGCUCUAGCCACUCUCCGGUGUCUUUCUCUGUCAGCCCUGUGGCUUCCCCCUCCCCCAGCCAGUCCCAUACGUCUCCCUGGCCCUCCUCACGCUUCUCCAUGCCCACGGGCUUCGAGCUUCACAUAGACGAGGAGGGAAGGGACAGCCGUAUAUCUACAAAUGGUCGACACCCCUUCCCUUGCCACAGUCCAGUCUCCACCCUCUCUACGGCCAGCGAGACAGACUUUGAACCAGACUUUGACAUUGAAGUGUCAGCCAACAUGCUGUCCUCCCAGCUCCAGUCUCUGGUGGUUCUCACCCACGGAGCCAGCAGCAACAACUCGUCCAAUCUGCUCAGAACCAGCUCCAGUCCCUCCACCACCCCGUCUCUGACCUCGGUUAACACCGUGCUGGACCACAAGUCCUCCAAGUCCUGCAGUCCCUCUGCGGAACGCAUUUCCCCCAGUUCCCCGUUUGCCAAGCACCACUAUGAACAAGACACUGCAGCCAAGGGGCCCAACUGCUGCAACGACCUCAACUUGGGUUACUACCACCCAACCUCUAACCACAACCUGUCGUCUCCCUCCUCUGGGCCCAAGACGCCCUCCCCUCAGCCUGCCGUCACACUUUCUCCUUCUCCCCUGCACAUCCUCUCUAAAACGGCUUCCCCUUCCCCGGUCACCUCUAUGGCGGCACACUCUCCCCCUAUGUUCAACAGCUCGCGGAUCCCCAGCAGAGAGCUGCUGGGACCCACCCUGACAGCCAACAGAGUAAGCCCCCAGUGUGGGCCUCAUACUCCCAUGUUGGACCCCUCCCUCGACGAGGCUCUGGACAGCCUUCUGGCCAUGAGUUUCCCAAAGGACAUGCCGAGCGAGAUGGACGACCGCUGCCAGAGCGGAUUGGUCUGCGAGGUGCAGGAGGACCCCAUCCUGCCCAUGGACAGGCACAGCAUGCAGCCCGACAUGUUCGCCGGCAGCACCACCACCACCACGGACGGCUCGCUGUACGGGGGCAUGGACGGCCACGGGGACCUGGAGUGGGCCGACGAGGAGCUGUCCGUGUCCCUCAACGACGGUCUGGACGGCACCAUCACGCCGUACACCGAGAGGCCCUACACCGACGGCAGCAUGACCCCGCUGACGGAGGCCAGCUGGAUGGACGAGUCCAUGACGCCUUCCUCGUGCCCCGGCACUCCCGACGUGGCCUUGGACCUUCCUCUGAUGCAGCCCGCUACUAUGGAUCGCGUUUCCGCCUCAGGACAUCUCAAGUCAGUCAUAAAGCGUACCAAAGAGACGCCCAACGUGCACCCCAUGCUCAGAGACGGCCUCCUGCGGAGGAAAGUGGGGCCGGUCAUCGUCAACAAGAGCAACUCCCAGGACCGACUGAUUGAGGAGCUGCAGGGUAAGCUAGGCAUUGGCCGCGCUGAGCGCCGCCGCAAGCAGCAGGACGACUGGCUCACAGAGGGCGUCAUCGUCAUGUCCAAACCGCAGCGGUUACGGAUGGACGGGGCGGCCGCAGAAGUGGAAAAGAUCAGUGCUCAGGGGAAGGGUAGUGGCCCUCCCACCACUCAGGUGAACAAACUGGACAACAUGCUGGGGAGCCUGCAGUCAGACCUCAACAAGCUGGGGGUGCAGACGGUGGCCAAGGGGGUGUGUGGGGCCUGCAGCAAGCCCAUCGUGGGGCAGGUGGUGACGGCCAUGGGGCGCACAUGGCACCCCGAGCACUUUGUGUGCACACACUGUCAAGAGGAGAUCGGUUCUAGAAACUUCUUUGAGCGUGACGGGCAGCCCUACUGUGAGAAGGACUACCACAACCUCUUCUCCCCGCGCUGCUACUACUGCAAUGGACCCAUUCUGGAUAAAGUGGUGACAGCGCUGGACAGAACAUGGCACCCUGAACACUUCUUCUGUGCUCAGUGUGGAUCCUUCUUCGGACCCGAGGGUUUCCAUGAGAAAGAUGGCAAGGCGUACUGCCGGAAGGAUUACUUCGACAUGUUCGCCCCUAAGUGCGGUGGCUGUGCCCGAGCCAUUCUGGAAAACUACAUCUCCGCACUCAACUCUCUCUGGCACCCCGAGUGUUUCGUCUGCAGGGAGUGCUUCACCCCGUUUGUGAACGGCAGUUUCUUCGAGCACGACGGGCAGCCCUACUGUGAAGUGCACUACCACGAGCGGCGCGGCUCCCUGUGCUCCGGCUGCCAGAAGCCCAUCACGGGCCGCUGCAUCACCGCCAUGGCCAAGAAGUUCCACCCGGAGCACUUUGUCUGUGCCUUCUGCCUCAAGCAGCUCAACAAGGGCACCUUCAAGGAGCAGAACGACAAGCCCUACUGCCAGGGCUGCUUCGUGAAGCUGUUCAGCUAGAGAGGGGGAGGAGGAGGAGGAGGAGGAGGAGGAGGAGGAGGAGGAGGAGGAGGAGGAGGAGGAGGAGGAGGUGGAGGGAGGGGGCGACAGAAGCGCAUUCAGAAGUUGAUGUGAUUCGUACGGAUGGCAUUUUUUAAUAUGAAUGGGGUUGUUUUGAGUGCAGACUUUGGAAGUGUAUAUGGUAUAAGUAUCUGCAUGUAAUUUGGGCAGUACACCAUAUGCUUUUUGAUAUUUAUAGAAUAAAAAAAAACCUGACCCGUUUAUUAGUAGCGGUCAUACACUUUGAAAGCUGGGGCUGUUACACAGGCUAAGCGUGGCCUCAAAUGGGUCAGUUUCUCUCUUCAGUAGAACACAAAUGUUUAGCAGGUCCAAACCUGCGGUUCUCUGAGGGGGGGGGGGGGGGGUUGGAACAUGGAGUAUCUUGAUGGGGCUGAAGCUUACCAACACUGAAGCUGCACGCACAAUGCUUGGCGUUUAAAGCUUGUUGCUCACUGGUUGAGUGUGAAUUUUGGAAUUCAUUAUAGAAUAACUGUUUAAACAUGAAUUGUUUAGGUCGUAAGUAACAAGAUGAUACUAGCCAAGUGGUGAAGGGAAUUAUUUUCUGAUUGUUUAAAAGAUUAUAAAUAUGACUGUGACAUUCUGGUAACAUUGACUGAAAAUAGGAGCUGUUGUAUUUAAGAUCAUCUAUAGGUCUUCAAACUAUAAUGGAAUCAAUAACUUGGUGAGGAAGUUGAGUUAUUUUUUAGAAGUCAUUAUUCACACCCCAAAAUAAUCAAUCCCAAUUGACUAACGAUAUAUACAAAUAUAUCAUGCAGUGAUGGCAUUUUUUCAGGAUACUGUAAAUGUUACAGAGACUAAUCUAAAGUCACGCCUUUUCAGUCACAGAUCAUUCCCUGUCCGUUACAGAGAUGCUAGAUAGAAUUCUAAAAAAUAUUCCUCUGAGCUGCAGGGCAGUCGUAGUUUGUCGCGGCCUGUGAACCGAUCAUUCAGUACGAUACUGAACUUCUCUGCUUCAUACAGGUAACACUGGGAGUGUAUUCUAAGAUCAAAUGUAGCUUUGGCUCCUCCUGAGACUAGCUGGUCUAACUUCAAACUGACUGAAACGCUCAAUAUUUUUUUACUUAGUUGAUAUAGCUAUAUAAAUUACGACUAACUUUCCAGUUGAAUGUUCUGUGUAGCAUGUGCAUCUAAUUAAUAACCACUCGUUAGAGGCCGACGGCCUCCAGGAGUAUUUCUGUUUUGUUUUUAUCACUGUAUUGAGAUGCUGGUGAAAUUGUUUUUCUAGGACAUUCACAAAUCAACAAGAAUAGGUAUACAAUAUGAAAUACUCCUUUGCCAUUGCUUGUUAACAAAAAAUCAAUCUUUCAGAAAUCAAGCUUGUAUCUAAUUUUAUUUUCUGUGCCAAUGUAAUGUCUUUUAACACUGUUAUAACCAGCAUCACAGAUGACCUUCAUAGUCUCGAUCAUUUCAUCUGUGACUUCACUCAAACAUGUAAACAGUUUAAAUAAAAGUCUGGUGCUCUCUCAUGAAAGGACUUUAGAGUAAUUUGACUCCUUUCUCUCAGCAUCUGAGUAGUAACUACUGUUUAGCCAUAACGGCUGGAAACGCGUCUGCAGAAUUGUUACCUGGUUUAACCGUGUAAAGCAAUAUGUAUCAGGCCUCAUGACUUCAGGGAAUAAUAGAGCUGUGCAUCUUAUAUCAUAUUAAGUCUGUCUAAACUGUCUGCUUUAAUAAUUGAAGUACAUGCUAUUUAGCCAAAGCCAUAAAUAUUUGUCAAUUUUUUCCUGUUUCUGUUCCAAUUUCCUCUUCACAACUUAAAGAUGUACUAUUUAGGGAGCUGACUCACUGCUCGCCUGAUAAAUCAAAUAAAUACGUUUUGGUAACAAAUUCUCGCGGUGGUAUUAUUGUCUAACACGGUGAUUCCCAACCUUUGACUUCAGGUGGGCCCCUCUUGUCAUCAAGAACUUUCGCCAACCACCUUAAACGUAAAUGGUAAAAAAUGGAUCAAUACGCGUGCAGUGGCUGAGCGAAAGAGUAGCAGUGCCCCCUUUAAAUACAAUCAUUACUGCAAGUAGGUCAUGGCUGGUGGGAAACACUGGAAAGAAAAGUCAGCAGGGCUUAUCGCUUCGCAAUGUUUAUUUUGCUAACACGAAAAAAUGACAAUGAAAAAACGGAUCGAAAGCCUAAAGCCACACAUUUUUUUGUAAUAAGCCGUAAUACUAUAUUUACUUGGCAAUAUUUAUAAUUUAAACUUUUAAUCAAAUUAAAUUGUCGAUUUGUCUAUUUCAAGAAUAAAACCCAAAUACCAUCUGCAGU